Molecule: messenger RNA, 3503 nt
Organism: Seminavis robusta
Lineage: Eukaryota; Bacillariophyta; Bacillariophyceae; Naviculales; Naviculaceae
Source: the annotation of a GenBank genome assembly
UCGACGACGAUGUGCCACCAUCAUUGCAGCAUCAUCCUCAUCAGGUCAUAACUACUGUAUUGGACCGUAGCAACAUUCUUGUAGGUGGCAUCGUCACUGCCUGGCAUAGCUAUAAGUGCUGAAAAUUUCGUUUCAAGCAACGCAAACAAAUUUCUGCCCAGAUAUCUAUUGUCAACAAAAGAGGAAACCUUCCUAGUGAGAAAAGCGUUCUGUUUGGGACUGCCAAAAGUUACUUUCCAAUUCAAGGAUUUCGCUAUUCCCGAAACUCACCAUAAUCAUCAUGAGUGAGCCAGAGACAGCGAUUGCAAACGAGACUGCUGUGGUAGGCGAAAUGGCGAAGAAACAAGGAAAUCCUCCUGCGAACCCACCACUAUCGAAUGCCCACAUUGAAAAACGGAAAAAGAAGAAUGCCAAGAAACGUGCCAAGCAAAAGGCCAAAAAGGCAGCAGCAUCCGCCAGUGUUGUCAAGUCAGAUGAUAUUAUAGAAAAGUCUAAUGGCAAGGGAGAAAAGAAUAGUAAUGAUGGUGGCACGGAUGCUGUUGCCAAAAGUGAGAAGGUGUUGGCAGAAGAAUCUGAGAAGACCAUGGCAACUCCUUCAGCCGAAAAGAAAGCAAUCGAAAGGGAACUGGAGGAGAAGAAAAUCGAAGAAGAGCCGUCAUCCAUGCCCCAAUCCAAUAAUGAUACACGCAUUCUGCCAGAAAUCUCGAUCCCAACAGCAGCCAAAAAGGAUACCAGCGAUGAUGAUGAUGAUGAUCAGGAUAUCAAAGAUCGAACGUUUGAUACUGCAGACGAGAGCGAUAGUGAUCCAGAUCUCAUCCCAAUCAGCAAUGAAAUGGAAGAGGAAUCGAGCAGAGAAGACAGUGCAAUAAUCGAUAGCACUCUGGAUCCUGCUAUUAAUAACGAGACUGACGAUCACGACCUCGUCCCAAUCAGCAAUAACAUGGAGGAGGAGGACAGUGAAGACAGCAGCGAUGACAAUAAGGCGGUCAACAAUGACGGUGCCGACAUUCCAGAAAACGAACCCAUAGCAGCUUGUGACCACCAGGAGACAAGUGAAGAAACAGCCGACAAUGACAACACCGACCAAGUAGAGGUUGAUGCAGGCACGGAAUCCGCCGGCAACACCAAGUCGGGCGCACUGGACACCGAAAGCAAUGGCAAGACUCACUCUGACGCCCCAAAACAACCGAGAACCUCUUUGGUUGGUCCAGUCAAGACAGUCAAUGACGAUGGUGAAUCCAUAGAGGACGAGAAUUCAGAAUCCAAUGAUGAUUCAUCGAUAAUUCCUGAUUCAAACUUGAGGGAUCCAAAACGACGCAUUUGUGUCGUGACUACAGCAGCCCUGCCUUGGCGGACUGGUACUGCUGUCAAUCCACUCCUUAGAGCCCUGUACUUGACAAGAGGGCGUCCCAAGCACCACGUUAGUUUGGUUAUCCCUUGGUGCGACGACGAAAAGGACCGGAAAAAGACUCUUGGCAAAGAACAUUCCUUUGCCAAUCAGGAAGAGCAAGAAGAAUGGAUUCGAGAUUUCUGUCGGGCUAGGGCUGGAUGUCCAGAGGAAGAGAAUAACUUGAAGAUCCUCUUCUACCCAGCCAAGUACAACGCCGGAUUUGGAUCCAUCUUUCCUUCCGUUGAUAUUUGUGAACUCAUCCCGGAUCAGGAAGCCGACAUUGCCAUCUUGGAGGAACCAGAACAUUUGAAUUGGCUGAGAGUGCCAAAGCCGUACAAAGAGACUGAAGAAGAAAAAAAGCAAAACAAGAUGAAGGCAAGAGACAACGAGGACAGCGCAGCAACCAAGAAGCAUGUAGCCGCUGCCAAAGAAAAAGCAGAGCUUGGAUGGCGGUUCAAGUUUCGGCAUGUUGUCGGAAUUAUCCACACCAAUUACAAGGCGUAUGCCGAACAGUAUGGAAUGGGUGCAAAGUUCAUUCAAGCACCUGCGUUGUGCGCAAUCAACGCUCUGGUGAUUCGAGCCUACUGCCAUCGAGUCAUCUUGCUCAGUGGGACACUUCCCUCUCUGACUCCUUACAAGGAAGUCACUUGCAAUGUGCACGGAGUUCGCGGCGAAUUCUUGGACCUCCCGAAGGAAAACGAAGGUAAACAACCCGCAGAUAAUGAUGAGCAACACGCACCAGUGUACUUUAUUGGCAAGCUCAUUUGGGCUAAAGGGUUUGAUAAGAUUUUGGAUCUGGAAAACCUGUACAGAGAAAAGAACAAUGACUACUUUCCGAUCGACGUCUACGGCGCUGGUGGCGAUGAAAAAGCGAUCCAACGAGCCUUCUUUGGCCGCAUCCCUCAAAUUCAACGAAGUGAGUCCCCGAAACCAGAACCGAGUUCUCCCGACACUGCUGAGGUGUUCACCUGGGAGAGUUCGCUCCGAAGUCACCUAGUGGAAGCUGUUCCGUUCAAAGAGACUGAAAAGCACGAGAGUGUUGACGAGUUUGAAGGCAACGUUGCAAGGCGCAGGAUUUCUGUCGACAAGUCGGAGGUAAAUGUCUUCGAAGGCAAAGCGCUCAACCCCAAGCGCCCAAGUAGUACAAAAAGAGGGUCCUUACUGGAGAAUAUUACGGAUAAAGUCGUGCCUAUAUCAGUGGUCGGGCAUACCGUGUUGAAAGCUUUGGAUACCACCAAGGCCACAACCGGUGCAGCAGUGGCAGUGGCGAAGAACGUUGUCAAUGCUGGCUUGAACGUUGCAUUCGCCAACGACGGCGGGACGCCCAGAGGAAGCAAGACAAAUAGUGAGUCGUCGAACGAAGAAAAUGGAAAGUCCGGGAAGCAGAAGCUGAUCUUUGACCCGCCGCAAUCGGUGUUUGAGUUUCGCCGGAACCCCAUCCAAGCCCGUUUCCUUGGCACCAAGGAUCACGUUUUGCUUCGGGACAUUCGGGAACACAAGAUUUUCUUGAACAUGUCCAUCACGGAAGUCUUGUGCACUACCAGUGCAGAAGCUAUGGCGAUGGGCAAGUUUGUCAUCCUCCCAAAACACCCGUCGAAUAUGUUCUUUCUCCAGUUUCCGAACUGCUUGGCUUACACAAGCCUAGAAGACUGCUUGGUAAAACUGGAGUAUGCACUUGCCCAUGAGCCAGUGCCUCUGACGGAGGAAGUAGCCAAGAAACUUUCUUGGGAAGGAGCGAAUGAACGGCUGUUUGAGUCCUCAUCCGUCACCAAAGACGAAUGGGCAGAGUGGGAAAAAGACGGAAAGAUCAAGAGUGACGACGACGCUGCCAGAUUUCAUGUAGAGACUGGUAUGCGGGGUCAGCUGAUCGGAAAGUUUUUUGCCCGAGAGAAGCCUUCCGAGGAAGAGGACACGUCGAAUGAGGAUGAAAAAUAAUGCCACCCCAAAACCAUAGACAAACAUGCUCUGUUGCUGCAUAUUGCUUGCCUGCAGCUGACAUGAGAGACUUAAAAGUGCAAGUUUUGACUAUGUGAUUGUAGUCUGGGACUGCGCACUCUUCGAAGCUUCGUUUAGUUUAACUUACAAGAAAUAGUCUAGCUAGCUAGUAGGGAGU